This is a messenger RNA of Cetraspora pellucida, 2406 nucleotides long. The record is from the annotation of a GenBank genome assembly. Lineage: Eukaryota; Fungi; Glomeromycota; Glomeromycetes; Diversisporales; Gigasporaceae.
AUGACUAACCUUCAGACUCAACCUCAAUCAGAAGGUAAACGUAAACGGGGCAGGCCACGCAAAAAUACGAAUAUUGAUGUGAGUUCUUUAAAGCGUAUUCGGCUUAACCUGAAAGGUAAAGCAAAGAAAAUCGAAACAAUACUGUCGCCGAAAGUUACCGAUAAUAUACAAACACCGGAAAGUAGUGAUGAAAUACAGCAGAUAGGCACUCAACAAGAGGUAAUUAGUAGUGAAGCGCAGCCCCUGGUGUCCACUCAAGAAGAUGAAAUAUUGGAUGAAAAAGGCGAGUUAAAAAUUACCAAGGAUGGUGAGCUUUUAGGCGGAUGCGUUAUUUCGGGACUAUACGGUCGAAAAUUCAAAGUACCAGUUUUUCAAUUACCCACUCGCGGAGAAACGUGGUAUAUGUGUUCCAUGGAUCCUUCUAAGGUCCUUGGAUUUCGUGAUAGUUAUACAUUUUUUACAAAAAAUCCGUCAUUAAAGAGAAUUCCUGCAACAAACGAAGAACGUGAUCAUAUGAUUGCUGCUGGAUUUAUUCCAACAAAUCUUCGAAGUAGACCAAUCACUCUUGUAUCUGCUAGAUCAAUUUUCAAGUUAUUUGGUUCGAGAAUUAUUCAAGGUGGUAAGAAGCGACAAGAUGACUAUUACGAAUCCAGAUUCGAAGCAGAGCCAAAUGAAGAAGAUCAAAGUUCAGAAACAGAAAGCGCUAAUAACGCUCUACUAAAACGCACGAUCAACAAUCAUGUGGCAAUAAACAAAAUUAUUAAUAAUGAUCCAUUAAGCUGGAUGUAUAGGCUCUCACUUUCAACUCGGAAUUUUAAUACCCAGUUGAAACUUAUUCGACAGGAUGGUAUUAAAUUUUAUGAUCCCCACACCAAUAUUGAGCAAGUCCCUCGAGAUAUACAACCCACAAGAAUUCGAACAGAAAUGAUAUCAAAAACAAGGGAUAAUACGAUUAUUGAAUCAGAAAUCAAGUUUGAUACAGUUUCUAGAAAUUUUCUUGGAAUACUUAGUCCAGAGGUCAUGAAUGUUUUACCGGCGGAUAUUCGAAGCAUUGUUGAAGUUAUGAAUAACGAAGAGAUUACAUUACAUGAAGAGAAUAAAUACCCUAUUGCAUUGAUGGAUGGACAAUUCCAAGCUUCAUAUCCGUUAUAUAAUUCAAGAUUUCAACCUGACCCCUCCUCUAAAGUAAAUAAAUUUACGUCACCACAUAUUUCUACCGUUUCUUUGGUGACUAACGAGGAUCAAUUCCAUAAUCAGAACAAUAACCAGAAUGGAAAGAGUAGCCUACAAUUUAGUAAGGCUAAUCCUCAAUAUAUUUGUGCGGUUAUAACUGCAACAACUGGAAUGCCAUGCAGGCGUGCCGUGACAGCAAAUGGGGAAAGAUGUAUGUAUCACAGGAGUACACCACGUGUGACUUGUCACACUGAUGGGAAAUCAUGUACUAGUGUUAAUUUCGAAUCCGAAGCUUCACGUUUGGCUCAGCAAGCUGUCGUGACAGAAUCAUGCACAAUUACUUCAGAAUCUAAUGCACAGUCCAUUGCCGUACCUUCUGAGAAUGCUUGUGCACAAUGUUUAUCUGCUACUGUUCCCUUACCAGUGAUUUCGUCUGAUGGCGUAUUACCAUGCUCAAAUGAUUAUACUAUCAAGUGUUCUCAUUGCCAACGCAAAUUCCAUCCGUUCUGCUUAACCCUUUCACAUUCAAGACUUUCAAGGCUUUUGGUAGCAAUGGAAAGUUACCAAUGGCAAUGUAACGAUUGCAAGACAUGUGUUGUAUGCAGGUCUUCUGGUGACGAGGCGACAUUGCUGAUUUGUGAUGAUUGUGAUCGUGGUUGGCACCUUGAUUGUAGUUCACCAAAAGUGACCGAAGUACCAAACGAGCUUUGGUUAUGCUCACUUUGUGCACAAUGUGAUUCAUGCAGUGAAAAGGCAGCUUCUUUAAAUAACGCAGCAAAUAAUUAUCAUCAUGUCAAAACAACGGAGGCAACAAACUACCCGAUUCAUUUAGCCACUGUUUGCAAUAAAUGCCAAAGCAAUUUCACACAAGAUCUAUUUUGUCCAAUGUGUCUCAAAACUUACUCAGAAGAUGGGCAAGAAAAUGAUGACGACAAAUAUAUGGUCUGCUGUGAUGGAUGCGAUCGAUGGAUUCACGCUAGGUGUGAUAAUACUCUCACACCUGAAAAAUAUCAAGAAUUGGCAGAUAUUCCGGACGCUAAAUACAUAUGUCCAUUGUGCGAAGGUCGUAUUCGACCACUAGAAGAAGGAAACAAGAAGCAACAAAACGCUUUGUCUGGGAAUCCAUCGGCUAAGCCUGUGGCAAUGAUUCCAAACCAUCCAAUUCGAGGAAUAAUAAGCUAUAAGGGAAAGAAGGUAGCUGUACCGGAGAUUCGAGGAUGGGAAAAAAAUUAG